This is a messenger RNA of Closterium sp. NIES-67, 1495 nucleotides long. The record is from the annotation of a GenBank genome assembly. Lineage: Eukaryota; Viridiplantae; Streptophyta; Zygnematophyceae; Desmidiales; Closteriaceae.
AAGCUACUUUGAGCCCAGCCCAAAAAGUUUUAGCUUGCUAGCACGCUCGAUAACAGCAAUCACCCAAACGAAAGUGUGUGAAGCCACGGAAUCGGCCCAGCAGCCAUGGCGUCCGUUCCUCACUCGCAUCUCCGAUCGUCCUUCAGCACGCGCCACUAUCACUCACCUCACCUUCCCACAAGCACUAAGUCCGCCUUUUUAGGGGGGGCGUUAGAACGAUCACGACAGCCAUGCGGUGUUCGUGCAAUCCCAGCCGUAGGAUCCAAUUCCCAUCAGCAGAUCGAACGGCGAAUCGGCAUUUGGGCAAUCGGCGGGCCGCCGGGAAUGGGUGCAUUCCCGCGGCCACAGCAAGGCGGGAACGUGCUCAAGCUAGUUGUGAACGGCCCCGUGGCCUCGCCUCUGGGCGCUACCAUCCUCUCCACCCUCUCCUCUGCUCGCGGGCUGCAGCUGGCUGCUGUGGUGGACGGCAAUCCCGAGGCCAACGGGAGAGAUGCUGGGGAGGUGGCGGGAAUACCUGAGCCUUUGGAGCUGCCUGUGGUAGCUGAUGUCAUCAUGGUGCUGGCCUCCGUUGCUCAGUCUCGGUCCACAGGAGUGUAUGUUGACUUCACAGGCGAUGCCUCUGCUGCGUGUGAGAACGUGCGGCAGGCAACAGCAUUCGGCCUGAGCAGCGUGGUGGUCGGAGCGUCGAUACCAGAGGAUGACAUCAGCGGCCUGUACGAAUUCUGUGACAAGGCCUCGACUGGGUGCAUCAUCGCGCCCACUCUCAGCAUCCUAUCCAUUCUGCUGGAACGAGCUGCGACACAAUUCGCCUUCCACUCCUCGCACGCACACAUCAUCGAGUCAAGAGCUGACCUGGCUCAGGCGCCAUCGGAAGAUGCUGUUCGCUUGGCUCAGCAGUUGGCGCAAGUCGGCCGCACAUUCAAUGGCAUCGAUGCUUCUGACGACCCAGCUCGAGGCUUACUUAUGGAGGAGGGAGUGAGGGUGCACAGCAUGCAGCAACCCGGGCUGCUGCAGAGCACGGACGUGCGGCUAGGGAGCAAUGGGCAGAUGGCGUCUCUGCGCUUGGACAUCACGUCUCAUGCGGCAUACAUGCCCGGACUACUACUUGCCAUCAGAAGAGCCCCGAGAUUGAAGGGUCUCGUGUUUGGUCUUGAGAAGCUUCUGUGAUGCGGCUGGCUGGCAUUAGUUACUUUAUUUGUUGGCCCCGGAAUGUAGUUGCUGCUUGGCUUGCAUGCAACUUCUUCCUAGUUUCGAGAUGCCUCAAAACUAAAUUGCCCCUUGGCUUGCAUGCAACUGCAUCAAUCAUCCUCAUAUUUUUUUUUUUCGUACAUGUCUAUUGCAGCAGCGACAUAUCCAUGAGCUACACAUCGUUAUUGUCAAACAUAUAUGCAUAUGUUAUUAUAGGCUAGAUAGGUGCAUGCUCUUAGUGAGAGCUCACUAGCACAAAGUCACCCUGUAUGUUAGGAAGGUCGGACUGUACCCUCUAAGAAUUGAC